This is a messenger RNA of Dentiscutata heterogama, 271 nucleotides long. The record is from the annotation of a GenBank genome assembly. NCBI's taxonomy places the organism in Eukaryota, Fungi, Glomeromycota, Glomeromycetes, Diversisporales, Gigasporaceae.
GGAUACUUUUCCUCCUUUUCGUUGGUUUAUCUAUACCGUUCUCUCUUUUAACGCGGUUCCUUUCGCUAUUUUUGCUGGAUGGGGUCUUUUGACUUUUGCUUUAGUGUCGGCACUAGCUGGAGUUGGUAUUGUGAUCGCUCAAGGCUUCUUUACAAUUGUUGGAUUCAUUGUUUUUCUACCUGUGGUCGCUAUCCUUAUUCUGGUCGCUUUCAUAUGUGUAACAUUUAUGACUUUGGCUUGGUUUGGUUUUAAAAUUAGUGGCUCAGUACAA